Messenger RNA from Bursaphelenchus xylophilus (pine wood nematode), 1840 nucleotides. Lineage: Eukaryota; Metazoa; Nematoda; Chromadorea; Rhabditida; Aphelenchoididae. The record is from the annotation of a GenBank genome assembly.
AUGGCUGAUCAACUGGCUCUUCUUGUUACGGCGCUCUUGACUGACCUUCACGCCAAUUCCACAGCUGAGCUGGCCGUUCAGCCGGAAGUCCCAACAUUGUGAGUAAAUGGCUACUACUCCACUUUUUUUAAAAGAGAGGUGCUUAAUGUGCGGCGCUCAGAUUUUGCUCAAACUUGGCACAAAUUAAAACUAUAAUAAUUCUUCAUGAAAAUUUACGCACCUAUUUCUAGUAUAGAUGGUAAUCCUUACUGGGGAUCUAGUGGAUGUUGAAGGCCUCAGACAGCGUAAGAAUAAUCUGACUUCCAAAGUGUUUACGGACCCAGAGGGCAGAGUUAUGGCUCAUCAAACUUCACGGAAAAAAACCCACCGAAAAGACCUUCCAAAAAACUGGGUUCAGGCCUUCAAUAACCGCCCCAGAAAAGCUAUCCGUUUGCGAAAUUUCCAAAGCCCGGCCCGGUCCCUGCCAUGUCUGCACAUUGCUUUUCACUUCAGCGGCACAAUCAGUGCAGCGACAUUGUGCUCAUUACUUUUCUGACACACUAAUACCCUUACUAGCGCCUCUAAUACAAACUUUUUUCAGCGCUUCCCACCACUCCGGCGCCGUUGACUCUCUGUUGGACUGUUUUGGAAGACAAUACCCCGAUCUCGGUACUCAAGGAGUUUCUCGUAUUCUGUUCAGCCACAAACAAUCCCCAUCGUUCUAUGGGGUUGUUCGAGCGACGAAACAGCCUUCUCUGCUUCAUUGCUUCGCCAACUCCAGCGACAAGUACAUUGUAGCUGUCGGGAACUUGGGACCGCAAUUUUUGGACUUGAUCGAGGAGACGGACGGCCCAUCCAAAGGAUAUACCGCACAUGAUGUGCUGGACAUGUACAAGGACACUUGCCAGGAGAAGUAGGUGAUACAAAGACUUCAGUCAAGCCUUUACACACCCAAAAAUUCCUAAAAGUUUUAGCUCGCGAUUGGCCUGUUUAUAACGAAAGUUUCGGAGGAAGUGUCAAAUUUUAGACUAUGACCCAAUAAGGAGAGCCUUUCUAUUAGUCUGUCGGGAAAAUAACGGGGGAUUGUCGCACGAAAAUGUUGGCCUUGUCGCAGUCGCCCAGCAAAUCCCCAAUUUGGUGGGUGCAAAAGCGAUGAUGGGCGAUUCCAAAGCGAGACGAAUCCAAAUUAUUUUCCCGACAGACUGAUAUUAGACGGCUCAAAAAAUCUUUACAUGUCUACACGAUGCAAAGGCCUUGUCGCAUCUCAGAAUACGGCGAGGAGGAAAAAUUCACAGCGCUUCCUGUGCAUGGUACAAUCGGAAGUCCAAAAAGUUCUAUCGCCACUUCUGUCGCGCGAUGAAACUUCGCAGUGCAAUUUUUAAAAACGUUAGCGACUUGUAUCAAGCUUGCACUGUAUCUUUUUUUGGUCCCUUGCAAUCCAGUGUGCAGAGAUUUGACUGUAUUCAGAGAUACCACGCAUUCCUCUUUUUUCAACUCUCUUUUUAGUCAUCGUUUCCGCCUGCCAUGCCGAAAAGAGCUUCAGAAACUACGUGAAAACUCCAUCCAUGGACACCCGAUUCGGUCUCAGGUGGAGAAACAUUUCAACUUACUUGAGACGCUAGCUGCGCUGUCUUAUAUCGGCGAAGAACUCAAUCCCGGAAGGUCAGCAAAUUUUUAACCACAAUUUUUGUAAAAUUUUUUGAAGCAAAUAUUCUUUAGCUUCUGCAAACUGGACUUGGAAGGAAGACUGAACAAGAAAAUCUUCACUCGUUACUGGAAACCCCAAUACAACGUUAUCGAAAAAUGUGAGGCCGAGGACGCGGACAACAUUCUGUUUUUGGCCCACUCUGUUCUUCUUUGA